AAAAAAAAAGAUUUAAAAUUUAAAUUCGUGUUGCAGUUUUCUCUCUCAUCCUGUUUAAAUUACGUUCGAUUUUAUUUGCAACAAUGUCGACAGCCAGUAAACGUCCAGUGCGUAAAAAGAUACGAAUCACCGACAAUCCUGAUGAUAUAAAAAUCGAAGAGCCAAAGAAAUGGUUCCCUGAAAAUUUCCACGAAAUUUAUGAUAAUAUAAAAAUAAUGAGAACUUGGGUGAAGGCGCCUGUUGAUACAAUGGAAGGAAAUAUUGAUGAUCGACUUGAUGGUCCAGAUGAAAGAUUUCUAAUUCUAUUUAGUUUAAUGAUCUCCAGUCGUACCCGUGAUACUCUUAACAUUUCGGUUAUGAAAAGAAUGAAGGAAAAUGGUCUCAAUCUUCAAUACGUUUUGGACAUUCCAGAAAAUAAACUCGCCGAGCAGAUAAAACCAGUUAACUUUUACAAAACGAAAGCGAAAAAUUUGAAAAAAAGUGCUCUCAUGUUGGUGGAAAAGUUCAACGGUGAUAUACCAAAGACAAUUGAAGAGCUCUGUGAAUUACCUGGUGUGGGACCGAAAAUGGGUUACCUGUGUUUACAGGCUGCUUGGGAUAUUACCGUUGGAAUUGGGGUUGAUACUCAUGUCCAUCGAUUGGCUAAUCUAUUUAAUUGGGUUCGUAAACCAACAAAGGAAUCAGAAGACACUCGAAAAGAGUUGGAAUCUUGGUUACCCAUUGAACUCUGGGAAGAGCUUAAUCUUAAUCUGGUUGGUUUUGGUCAGACCAUUUGUAAUCCAUAUAAACCAAAGUGUGACGAAUGUCUCAACAAUAAGAUCUGUCCUGGUGCUUUUACUCACAAAGUCCGAAAAAGUCCCAAAAAAUCAAGUCCAAAAAAGUGACCACCGAUUCACGAGCAAAACGGUUUCUGGUUCCUUCUCAUUUUAAUCAACGUUUUUAAUUGUCUUUUCAUUGAAUUUUUUGUUUUCUUUUAUUCAUUCAUACAUUUCUCAUUAAUUGAUUCUCGAAUCUUGAUUAUUUGAUUGUUCAUUCAUUUUUUAUUUCAAAUACUAUUGAUGUUCCUGUUUAACAGAAUAACCAAGUAAUUCAUUGAAUUCUUGUUCAAUGUAAAUCUAAUUUCUAAUUAAAUGAUUCAAUCUAUUA
This is a messenger RNA of Panonychus citri (citrus red mite), 1146 nucleotides long. RefSeq names its product endonuclease III-like protein 1. Gene Ontology annotation, cellular component: nucleus. NCBI's taxonomy places the organism in Eukaryota, Metazoa, Arthropoda, Arachnida, Trombidiformes, Tetranychidae. Gene Ontology annotation, biological process: base-excision repair, AP site formation; base-excision repair; nucleotide-excision repair. Gene Ontology annotation, molecular function: DNA binding; oxidized pyrimidine nucleobase lesion DNA N-glycosylase activity; DNA-(apurinic or apyrimidinic site) endonuclease activity. The coding region runs from base 84 to 884 and encodes 266 amino acids. The record is from RefSeq and is a predicted model, not a curated record. The transcript has a single exon.